CUUGUCCACAACUGUUCUUAGUCGAUCUCUGCUUUGCUGGCAGGGUGACGUGUAGGUUGAGAAAAUUCUACGGGAGGGCGGGGGCGUUGCCCGCCCACGGCGUACUGCCGACGAGCGACGCGCGGCGCGGGAAUGGGCAUGGCAUUGUGCGGACCGAGCUGUGCAGGAACUCUCCGAGGAGCUCGGGCGCACUGGCACUUCGCUGCCGCGGGGGCGGCGUUUGGCGCUGUGGCUGGCUGCGGCGAGGUGGGUCAGCGCCUGCGGGCGCUGCUGCCCGCCCUGCAGGCGAAGCUGGCCAGGCGCGCGCCGUCAUGGCUCGACAUCCUGCGCGGGUGCGUCGCCAUGCACGCGGAUGCCGACGGCAUCGAUGUGGCAACGGCUGGAGCAACGGUGCGGAGGCGAGCCCAGGGAGGCGCUCCCUCAGGCAGUUCCCCGAUGGUCAUGACCAUCUCGUACCACUUGAUGCCUUCGGCGUUAUUCGCCAUGCUGCAGAUACCCUCGAAGCUUUUUUCACGGUGUCCUCAGCGUCCUGCGGGCUUUUCUGCAUGUCGCCCAAAGUCGGCCAGUUCAUCCUCUGCUCGACCUUGACCGUCGAGUUCGCCCCUGACCGAGAGUCUGGAGUCGAUCCCUGGGC
Molecule: messenger RNA, 634 nt
Organism: Prorocentrum cordatum
Lineage: Eukaryota; Dinophyceae; Prorocentrales; Prorocentraceae
Source: the annotation of a GenBank genome assembly